AUGGAUGGGGGUUUUAUACCACUUUUAGAAGAAUCAGCUCAAGUUGCUGCCCUUGGUUGUGGAGUCCUUGUUGGCACUGAGGCCGCAGCAGUCAUGGUCAACUUACUUCACCUUGUGUGUGACCACUGGGUUUAUGUACUUGUCCCUAUGGGAUUUGUCUUUGGAUGUUAUCUAGACAGAAAGAAUGAUGAAAAGCUAACUGCCUUCUGGAAUAGGAGUAUGUUAUUUAAAAGGGAAUUGAGAUCCAGUGAAGAAGUUAUCUGA
This is a messenger RNA of Propithecus coquereli (Coquerel's sifaka), 264 nucleotides long. It is a transcript of the gene NDUFB1, whose product is annotated as NADH dehydrogenase (ubiquinone) 1 beta subcomplex, 1, 7kDa. Bases 1 to 264 code for a protein of 87 amino acids. The record is from RefSeq and is a predicted model, not a curated record. NCBI's taxonomy places the organism in Eukaryota, Metazoa, Chordata, Mammalia, Primates, Indriidae. The transcript has 2 exons. Gene Ontology annotation, cellular component: mitochondrion.